AUGGGAUACGGAGAAAAGGAGCUCCCCUGGUGGCCUCUCUGUGCUCGUCCUCCCACGGUGGCUGCUCCCAUCACUUCUGUGUUCGCAGCUGGCCUUAGAAUCACCAUCCAGCACCUGCCUCUCCCUGUGGCCAUCUCUUGGCUGCCAAUUCUCCGAGCUCUGAGCUCUCUCUGCUUCCCUCCUUCCAGAAUCCUUCAGGGUAACUUGAUCAAAGCGAUUCAGGAAGGGACCUUUGCCAAUCUGCCUCAACUGGUAGAACUAGACCUCUCCUGCAACCUCCUGAAGGAAAUGCCUCCAUCCAUGUACCAGGGCCUCCAGGACCUCCAGAUGCUGAACAUCUCUGCCAACCCUCUGAAGGAGCUCCCUGUGGACCACUUUGACAGUCUUCCCUAUCUGCAGUCACUGAGCAUGGAGGGCAUGGAGAUCUCCAACAUCGAGAACCGAAUGUUCCAGAAGCUGACCAACCUGUCCUACGUUUACUUCGGCCAUUUCCAGUACUGUAGCUACGUUCCCCAUGUGCGCAACUGCCAGCCCAACACAGACGGCAUCUCUUCCCUGGAGAACCUCCUGGCCAAUCUGAUCCUUCGAAUCUUUGUCUGGGUCAUCGCCUGUACCACCUGCUUGGGCAACCUGCUUGUGGUGUGCAUGCGCUCCCUCAUUGUGCCCGAGAACUUCCAGCAUGCCAUGGCCAUCAAAUGCCUGUGCUGUGCUGAUUUCCUCAUGGGUGUUUAUCUGUUCUUUAUUGGUGCCUCUGACUUGCGCUAUGCGGGCGAGUACAACAAGCAUGCCCAGGCCUGGAUGGCCAGUCCCCAGUGCCAGGCUGGGGGGUGCCUAGCCAUGCUGUCCUCAGAGGUUUCUGUGCUGCUGCUCACCUACAUGACACUCGAGAAGUAUGUGGGCAUCGUCUUCCCUUUCAGCCACUACCGGGCUGGCCGCCGGCAGACCCUGGCCACCUUGGUGGGCAUCUGGCUGGUGGGCUUCACCAUUGCUGUGGUGCCCUUCUGGAGCCGAGGCCCCUUUGGCAACUACUAUGGCACCAAUGGGGUGUGCUUCCCUCUUCACUUCGAUACCUCUGAGAGUGCUAUGGCCCAGCACUACUCCACUGCCAUCUUUCUAGGGGUCAACCUGAUCGCAUUCAUCACCAUGGUGGUGGCCUAUAGCAGCAUGUUCCACGCUGUCCGGGUCUCCCGUGCCCGCUCGGCACAGCACCUUUCCCGGGAGGUCUCCAUUGCCAAACGCUUUUUCUUCAUCGUCUUUACGGAUGCCCUGUGCUGGCUGCCCAUCUUCCUCCUGAAGCUGCUGUCGCUGCUGCAGCUAGAAAUCCCAGGUGCAGUUACCUCCUGGGUGGUUAUCUUCAUUCUGCCCAUCAAUAGUGCCCUGAACCCCGUCCUCUACACCAUCACCACAUCCCCCUUCCAGGAGAGACUAAAGCAGUGUCUGCAGCGAGAGGGGCGUUCUGUCCCCUCCUCCCAGUCUGCUGGCCCAAGCUUCACCCUGGUGCCCCUCCAAGCCACUAGUGCCAGAGAGCUGCUGGACACAGUGGACCAGGGCACUGAGAGAACUGUCUUUGGGCCCCAGGACUAAAGGGGGUGACAUGGGGGGGAGGGGAAGGACAGAGGCUGCAUGUGUGUGUGAGUGUGAGCGUGAAUGCAAGUGGGAGUGUCGGGGGUGAAUCAGGGACCUGCAGCAUGGAUGGCACUGGCAGCUGGUUGCUCUGGGCAGAAGGAAAGAACAGCAAGGAUUGCCAUGGAGGAGCAGAAGAGAGACUGGGAAAGGGGUCUUCCAUAGUGGGGAUGGUCACAGAAGAGCCCAAGGCCAGGCUCAUGUGGAGAAAGACAGAGGGGCUGGGCAUGGAGGCACGCAUCCUCUGGGGUCAAAGGCGGCAAGCUGCAUCUCUGCCCCUGUGAGAUGGGAAGGAGGACACAGCCCUGCCUGCCCCCAAACAUACACCCUCACAUGCACAUUCACACACAGCUGUCUGGGACCUCUAAGGUCAGAUUUGUUUGGGGUGUUUGGGGAACCCCAAAUAGGAGGUCCGAGAAGGGUCCCGAAAGCUUCCCAGCCCCCUGUGCCACCAUCCCACUGAGAGGCCCUACUCAAGAGCGUCUGUUAGGGGCCAGGAGAAUAAGUGAGCACAGCAGGCCUUACCCUCUGACCUCACACUGGCAUCCCACCCCCUGCAAACUGCCACCCCAGGGCCAUCCAAGCUCUAGCCUUCACCCAAUCUACCCUCCCCAUUAGCCACCUCAUGGUGCCUCUACAAACCCUUGUGCUCACAGGCCACCCUCUGCCAAUGGGCAGCCCCUCCCCCAUUUGCCUUCUCCCCAACCACAGGCGCAAACAUAAAGGCUGCUCCAGCCUCAUGGUCCCAAUUGUGCCCACUGUCCUCCCCAAAAUGGGACAGCCACACAGUGACGUCUCAAUCUGAGGUCACAGAUACCCCCUGCACCUCCUUCUCUGCCUGCCCGACUUUAUCCUCAGCUCUCUGGGCUGCUGCCCUUUCCAGAUGCCAUCCAGAGGAACAGUGAGAGUCCUGACUGGCCAUGUGACCCAGUCAUUUUCCUCUGUGGGCCUCAGUUUCCCAAGCUAAACCUGAGUGGGGUGGGCCAGCCCAAGAGUGCAACCCUUUUUUACUGAGUGCUACUCAAGAAUGUUUGGUUGAAGAAGAGCGACAUCCUCCCUGGCUACACAGCCUUGGGCUCAGAUCCCCAGUGGAGGGAGGAGGCCACCUUUCGAGGGCCUUUUGGGAGUCCACCCCACUUCCUGGACCUGGCUCCCACUCCUUUGGAGCCCAUUUGGCUACAUCUGCCCCUAGCUUUCCCACCAGUCCUAGAGGCAGGAAGCCUGGAUUCAGAUGUGGAUCACCACCCGAGUGACUUCGAGCAAAUCCUUGUCCAACGUCCCAGGGCUGGACUCAGAGCUCCACAGUCCCAUGACAGGACUGGGGGGGGGGGCGAGAGAGUCCCUGCUCUUCCUCAGCUGCCCUGUCACCUGGCCACCAGGAGCAAAAGCUCCGGAGCAGGAAGAGGGUUCCUUCCAGCCAUUUCCCACACUGCCUUGAGCAGAAGAGACAGCAGUGGAGGGGACGAACAACAGGAUGAGGAAAGAGAAGCUAGAGUGAGGGGGAUAACCUCCCCCCACUCCAGUCGAGGCACGGGCAUCCUGCCACUGAUGUCAGUGUCUUGGGCAAGGCACGAGUUGCAGAGUGGCCGUCCCCAAGGCUUGGCCUUGCACCAAUGAUGAGCUUUGGUGCCCUCAGGGGCAGGGCUUGGCUGGCACCCGAGUGCCCUCACCUAGGGUCCUUUGACAUACCUUUAGCACCAGGUGGCAGAAAUGAUACGUCAAGCGGCAUUUAUGAAGUGCCCACUGUGGACCAGGCACUACGCUAAGUGCUGAGGCCCCAGAGGAAAGCGGGAACCAGUCUGGGGCCACAGAGGGAGCAAUUCCAACAUGGCUGGUCUGGCCAUUCAGCCCCGGACCCACAGUCUAUAUACUCAGAAUGUGCUUAGGAUUCACAUGCCUUGUCUUCUGAGCACCAUUCUAGAUCCCCUCAUGCUGUGACCUUGACCAGGUUACUCCACCUCCCUGGGUCACAGUUUCCUCCUGUGUAAAAUGAUGGUGUUGGACUUGCUGGCCCCAGGAAUCCCUUCCAGCUGCAGCUCAAAGUCUGCCCUGGGGCCCCCUUCACCUGGGAGUUCUGGUCACGGAUGACCUUCCUACUCUCUGUGGCUCAGCUUUGCCGCUCUUCCUUAGGCCACCCCCUGCAAAUGGCCCCUGAGGAAAAGCCAGCAGACAGCAGUGCAGAAGGGAAAGGAAGAGCCUCCCUGGCUCUUUCCUGGCAACGCAAAAAGGAGGUGCCCAAGUACAGGGAGGGCUGGCACCACGGACCUGUCUCAUCUAGGCACGUGGGGGCAAGAAGAGGCCCACGGGCUAGACCUGAGACCUAGGCACCAGGAGCAGCUGGCAUGGUGGCAAUCUUGGGCCAUCUGAAGCUAGUCGACACUCUAAGAGACUUUAUCCAAAGUCCACUUAGCACCUCAGAUCUUGGGGUCCUCACAAAAGCAUCAAGUGUGGGCACUCCCUAAGGAAGCCAAAUGAAAAGGGGGGAGCAGAUGCAAGUCCCUGCCCUCCCGCCAGGAGGACCAGGUGGGACUUCCCUUAGCUACAGCAUUCACUACCAUCUCCCCAGCUCAAGAGCCAUCUGCCACGUCGAUGUGUAAAACUGCUACAGCCAAUCGCAGGCCCUCGCUUCCCUGGCCUCCCCCUGGUCAGUCUCUUCUCCCAUGGCUCCCCUGCAUAGGGCCACUGUCCUCAUUGUCUGUGCCAUUGGCAGGAAAGGCGGAGCCUCCUCAGUCCCUGGGGUCCUCUAGCUCCCCCUCUAGCAAGCACUUCCAGGCCACUACCUAAACUAGUCCCAAUGAUCUCCCCAAGCAGCUGGGUAAGAACUGUGGACUCCACAGGAAGAAGCCCAAGCCUCCCCCUGCUAGCCCUCUGGCAGUAAAAGGAUUGGCCAUCCCAAAGCAUUUCUUCUCCUCCCACCCCCAGCCUGGCUCUGCUGCCCCCUGAACACACAUGUGCACAUGCACACGCACACACAGGAGACUCUGGCAUGGCCUCAGCCAAGAGAAAACUCCUAGACUGGAGUCUUGGCAGCCAAAACUGAUCGGGCAAAAAGCAAGGUGGGAAUUGGGAGCGGCUGAGGAAGAAGAGGAUGGAGGGAUGCAUCAGAAGGGAAUGGCCAAAGUGGAGUCCCUGCCCUCCCAGGAACUCUUAGUCUAAUGAGUGGAUGAGAGAGCAGAGAGACAACGCAAAGUCUUUGGAGGAGCAUCUCAGAGGGGAAGGAGCCAGAGAACCUCCAAAGAAGUCAGUGGCUGACUCUGAUUGGACCAGGAAAGAAGGCAAGGCAUUCCUGGCAUGGAUGCAGGGUCAGGGUCAGCAAGUAGGCCAGGCUGGCUGAAUCCCCCAUUCUUUUUCCUUUGAUCCUUUUGAUUUUUAUGUCUCCUCAGUUUCCCAAGACAUCCAUCCCCCUUUCCCCAUCCCUUAGAAUAAAGGAAUAACGGGGGUGGGGGGAGCACACUUGGACAGCACUAAGCACCGCGCCAAGUCCAACAGUCUAGGCAGCGCUCUGUACCCAUAGUCCCCCGCCUCUGCCAAAUAGGGAGAAGGUGCUUUCUCAUCUAUCUUCUUUGGUGCCAAGCUUGAUAGUCACAAUUGCACAGUGUUCUCUUUCCUGUUUUCAUGGCUGUUUUCAUUUGGUGACAUCUUGGUUUCGUGCCUUCCGCUUUGCCUCACGUUACAGAAGUUUCCUACCUAUAUUCUUUAUGGUCAUUAUUUCUUCUGAUGCAGUCACGUUCCCCAUAUGGGACAAUUCGUGUAGCCAUUCCGCAACCAAUGGGCAGAUUCUGUGUGUCCAGUCCUUUGUUGCUACAGAAGCUUGUAGCCUUGAAUAUUGUGAUGUGCGUGGGACCUUUCUUUUUCAUCGUGGAGUAGAUGUCUAGUCACCAGUAUGGACACUUCAGUCACUUGCAUAGUGUCAUUCCAGAUUGCUUUCCAGAAAGGCUAGACAAACUCAGUUCCACCAAGUGUACCACAAUGUCUCUCUCUAUGCCCCGAGUCCAGCAUUGACUCCUCCCCUUCUUUAUCCCAUUUGCUGAUUUGUUCUGUGUGAAGUAGAACUUCAGAGCUGUUUUGAUGUGUUUUUCUCUCCUUUCUUACCAUUUGGGAACAAUCUUUUAUGCAGUAACUAAUCGUUUGAGAACUGUUCGUUCAUAUGAGCUGCCCACAUUGGGGAAUGGCUUUUCAUUUCAAUGUAUUUGUGUUUGAAAUGAGAUCCUUCUCAGAGCUUUGGGAUAGAAAGUUUUGUUCCAACUGCCCACUUUCCUGCUUGGCCUAGUUGCAUGGAUUUUGUUAGUGCAGAAGCAACUCUGUAACCACCACCUGUAACUUCUGUACUCAACGUUCUCUGGUUUCUCUGUCAAGAUCAGCUCUAUUGUUUGUUUGAAUAAAAAUUAUUGUCCUAACUGUGAAAAGCA
Monodelphis domestica (gray short-tailed opossum) is the source of this 6032-nucleotide messenger RNA. NCBI's taxonomy places the organism in Eukaryota, Metazoa, Chordata, Mammalia, Didelphimorphia, Didelphidae. The record is from RefSeq and is a predicted model, not a curated record.